Molecule: messenger RNA, 1398 nt
Organism: Emys orbicularis (European pond turtle)
Lineage: Eukaryota; Metazoa; Chordata; Testudines; Emydidae
Gene: ADHFE1
Product: alcohol dehydrogenase iron containing 1
Exons: 14
Coding region: 1-1398 (465 amino acids)
Cellular component (GO): mitochondrion
Molecular function (GO): metal ion binding; alcohol dehydrogenase (NAD+) activity
Source: RefSeq, a predicted model, not a curated record
AUGGCAGGAGGACGGGAGAGAGUCGCUCACUUGCUGAGGCAGCUGCAGCGCGCAGCAUGCCAGUGUCCCGCUCAUUCCCACACUUACUCUCAAGCUCCUGAACAUGCUGCUUUGAGGAGAACAGACUAUGCUUUUGAGAUGGCUAUGUCAAAUAUCAGAUAUGGAGAAGGUGUUACUAGAGAAGUAGGCAUGGACCUGCAGAAUCUGGGUGCUAGAAAAGUUUGUGUGAUGACAGAUAAGAACCUCUGCCAGCUCCCUCCAGUAAAAGCAGUAUUGAAUUCCUUGACAAAAAAUAGAAUCAUUUUUCAAAUGUAUGAUGAUGUCCGGGUGGAGCCAACGGAUCAGAGUUUCAUGGAUGCCAUCACAUUUGCUAAAAAGGGGGAGUUUGAUGCCUAUGUUGCUGUGGGCGGUGGUUCUGUAAUAGACACUUGUAAAGCUGCCAACCUGUAUUCAUCCAGUCCUGAAUCAGAUUUCUUAGAUUACGUCAAUGCUCCCAUUGGAAAAGGAAAGUCUGUUACUGUGCCUCUCAAGCCAUUCAUUGCAGUUCCCACGACAGCUGGAACUGGAAGUGAAACCACUGGCAUUGCCAUUUUUGAUUACAAAGAACUAAAAGUAAAAACUGGCAUUGCUUCUAGAGCCAUUAAGCCCACAUUGGGUAUGAUUGAUCCUUUGCAUACAAUCCAUAUGCCAGAGCGAGUAGUGGCCAACAGUGGCUUUGAUGUGCUUUGCCACGCACUAGAAGCGUACACUGCUCUUCCUUACAAGAUGCGCAGUCCCUGCCCUUCAAAUCCAAUCAACCGGCCUGCUUACCAAGGCAGCAACCCUAUCAGUGAUGUCUGGGCUGUCCACGCACUGCACCUUGUGGCAAAGUAUUUGAAAAGAGCUGUCAGAAUGCCAGAUGAUCAUGAAGCAAGGGCUAACAUGCACCUAGCAAGUGCUUUUGCUGGCAUCGGCUUUGGCAAUGCUGGUGUUCAUCUUUGCCAUGGAAUGUCUUACCCUAUUUCUGGUUUGGUGAAGAGUUACAAAGCAAAGGAUUAUAACGUCGAUCAUCCUCUGGUGCCACAUGGUCUUUCUGUGGUACUCACCUCCCCCGCAGUAUUUACUUUCACAGCAGAGAUGUGCCCCGAACGGCACUUGGAGGCUGCAGAGAUACUAGGAGCUGACAUCCGCACUGCCAAAAUCAAAGAUGCUGGGCUUAUUUUGGCAGACACGCUCCGAAAAUUCUUAUUUGAUCUGAAUGUUGAUGAUGGCUUAGCUGCAAUUGGUUAUUCUAAAGCAGAUAUCCCUGCUUUAGUGAAAGGCACUCUCCCUCAGGAAAGAGUGACUAAACUAUCACCUCGUCCCCAGACCGAAGAAGAGCUAUCUGCCCUGUUUGAGGCAUCUAUGAAACUUUAUUAG